Messenger RNA from Drosophila innubila, 3731 nucleotides. RefSeq lists its product as uncharacterized. The record is from RefSeq and is a predicted model, not a curated record. Lineage: Eukaryota; Metazoa; Arthropoda; Insecta; Diptera; Drosophilidae. The transcript has 9 exons. Bases 253 to 2814 code for a protein of 853 amino acids.
AUACAGUUGAGUGCACGCGAUGCAGACGAAGAAGUAAAAGAAGAAAGUGGACAAGCAAUAGAAGAAGAGGGUGGAGGCUGUGGUUACUCUGAUUCGAAGUGGAAUAGUUGCCACAAAAACCAAAAAGCAAAAGCCAUGCCAAAAGCAAAAAAACUAACUCAAGUCCAUAAGCCAAGUCAUCAAUAAUAACCCAACAAGUGUCCAAAACUAAUCACGAACCACCUUACCCAAAAAUAACUCCUGUUCGCCGAUAUGCUAGGCAACAGGAGCCCCCCAACGUACAAGCAACUCGCAACGGGAACGGGGGGCUCCGCCAGCUCCGCCAACAAUCUCGGCUCCAGUUCCAAAUCGUGCAGUGGCCAUCACUAUCAACAGGCUUAUCUGGGUCAUUCCCACGCCUGCUAUCAUCAUCAGCAACAACAACAACAACUGUUGGGACAUCAACAUCAUCAUCCAAAUCAUACACACGGCAGUCGCACCUCAUUGACGCCCACCAUGAAGCGCGGCAAGAAGAAUUGGGGCAGCCGGGAGAGAUCUAGCAUGAGUUUCCUUAUUGUAAUUCUCUUCUUCGCUGUCUUCGGCCUUAUCAUAUUGACAGAGGUUUUCAUGAUCGACGAACGCUCCCACAGCGGUUUAAUGGCCAUGAGGGCGGGCGGCGGGGGCGGUGCCAGUCUGGGCGGUCGUAUGGGCGACUCGAUGCCGGAUUAUGAUAAUGUUAAGGAUGACUACGAUCUGGAUGACAGCAUUCUGAGUGAUAAUAAAUUAGGUUUUAUACAGUUUCGUGACAAUAAACUUAAAAUUCAAGAAGCCGCAGGCGUCGACGGUCAACGUCCACGUUAUGCGGGCAUGCUGCUCAAUGGCGCUGCUGGAGGUGGUGCGGGAGGUGGUGCAUUCGGUGUUGGUGUCGGUGGUGCUGGCAAUGGUCUGAAUAUGCCAUUGAUACCAUGGGGACAACUGCUGCCCGACAAGGUGGAGGAGACGCUGCCACAUUUCCCAUUUGGCACAGCGCCCAGCGAUGGCGCUUGGCAGGUUGUCAAUGGCACCCGCUUCAAAUUCUUUGUCUACUCCGCCUAUUUCGAUCGUCGCGAUGGUGCACGCCUGGUACGCGUUAUUGGCGCAACCAAAACACGUGGACCAGAGCGUGUCUGGUGCAGAUUCUGGUACGGUCCCACGCUUCUCAACAACAGUGAGACAUCCGCGUCGACAGCACGUGCCAAAUACACAUCCGCCACGGUAAUGGCUCGCGUCAAGAUCAUUCGAGAGAAUUGGAAUCUGAAGUACAGUGCCUGCUUUGUGCUAUGCCCGGUGCGUGCUCCGCCUUUAGAUGUGCCACAAUAUGUUAGCAUUGUGUCCAGGUUGCGUGCACCGCCUGGCAAUUUGCUUACCUUGCGCAAUACGGAUCAGGAUGAAGACUUUGCACAACCGUUGGCCAAUUUCAGUGGCAGUGGCGACUCCCGACGGCCGCUGCCACAUGCACCACCCAGUGGAGAGCAGAUUCCAGAUCGGAUUGCAGUUUGUGUGAAACCCUUUCAUUUUAGCUACGAUCAGGCUCUGUAUCUGAUGGAGUAUCUGGAGUUUUAUGCAUUGUUGGGCGUCUCGCACUUUACCUUUUAUAAUCAUACUCUGGGUCCUCGGGCUUCUUGUGUUCUACAGAGCUAUCAAAGUGGACAGGUGCCUGGCAAUCUGACGGCCUAUGAUCUGGAGCCGUUGCAACCCUCAGAGGCGGCCAACAAUGCAACGCCACGUGUGCUUAAGUCCUUGCAUUACCAGCGUCCCACGGUUAGCAUCCUGCCAUGGAAUCUACGCAUGCGUUCUCAGAAGGAAAUACGCACCGAAGGACUCUUUGCAGCGCUCAACGAUUGCCUCUACCGCACAAUGUAUCGGUACAAGUAUCUGGCGCUGGUCGAUCUUGAUGAGUUUAUUGUGCCACGCUACACAGAUACGCUCAACGAGCUUUUGGGCUCUCUUAAUCAGCGCUUUCGCAAUCGCAAUACAGGCGCUUAUUCGUUUCAGAAUGCCUUUUAUUAUCUACAGUUUGCCGACGAUCCUCUGGCCAGUUCUGGGUUACCAGGGGGCAACGAUCAGUUGGGCAGCGUGCGUGCCUCAUUGGUCACACAGCGCAAGACACGCAGGCGCUACAAGCUGCAUCCGCAAAAGCAACGCUCGAAAUAUAUUUGCAAACCGGAGGCGGUGGUCGAGGCGGGGAAUCACUUUGUUUGGGAGUUUUCACCCGGUAUGGGAUCGUUAAAUGUGCCGCCAAAGGAGGCCAUAUUGCAGCAUUAUCGAGUUUGUGAAUUCGGUGGCAAUGAUUGCAUAAAGGCACCCUCUAUAAUGGAUCGCACAACAACCAAAUAUGUUAAUCGAUUGGUGCAGCGUGUGGAUGCCGUUUAUCGACAUUUGCGGCAACGAUGCGAUCUGCCCGCGUUGCCAACGCUGCCCAAACGUCCAAAUGCACAAUCGGAGAUGCAGCACAACGAGAAACCAAAGUUACUACAGAAAAUGCGCGAAUUAAAUACACAGAAAGAAGGGAAGGAGCAGGUGAAGGCACAACCAAGUGUAACAACGAAACAACAGCAGGCAAAGACAACGACACAAAAGUCUACAAUAACCACUAUAAGAAGAACAACUACAACAACGACAACGACGGCAAAGCCAAAGAAUCCACUUAUGGAAGUAACCACAACGACAAGAACAGCAGCAACAGCAAAUGCUAUGCAGAUAGCACCCCCGGGAAAUGUGCGAAGGAAACGUAAAAUGAUCGCUUUUGAUUUAGAUGAUAUGGGUGUUCCUAUAGCCCGUGUGGAAUACCACUGAGAAUUGGAGUUAAUUGGCGACAUAAAUCAGGCCUCAGGCCUUGGAUAAUUUGAUUUUUUGUUUGUGUUUGUGCCAAUUAGUUGAGUGUUUGCAGCGAAAAUAGAGAGCAGAGCUUCAUAUCUCAAGUAGAGUAUAGUAUUUCGGUUGUAUUUUAGAGCGGUUGUAUUCCCCCUCACAUUUUGCUCAAUACUCGUAUCAUAUCAAAGAGAGCAAUAAAGAGAAUACAUGCAACAGUCCAUCACAAGAAUGCAAUUCUCAUAGUUCUUGAAGAUAAUUCAAUUAACUUACAUUUAAUGGCAUUUAAAUUGGUUCAUUUCUUUUGAUCAUCCUAAAUAUAUCUUAAUACGAUAUAUAUACAAAAUUAUUCCUAAAUUAUGGAAAUUCCUAAAAUUAUAGUCAAACUGUUAGAAUAAGUUUAGUCUACUCGUAAGUAUAAGUACCAAAAAGAAAAUACUAUCCCCAAGUACUGUUAAUAUAAUGUCUGUAUAUGAGAUUUACAAUUGCAAACUAUUUGGCAUUAAUUUUUUCAGAACACCUCCGAGCUAAGCACUACAAAAUUAAAAUGAUAGCCAUUAUAUAGUUAGCUAGUUCCCUAAUCUAAUCGCAAGAAUUUGCGCUGAAAUGAGAAACAAAUACUAAAUAAUUUAACAAUAAACAGAAACGAAUUUUAAAAGCUUCAAAGUAUAUUGCACAUGAUAUUUUUGGCUUUAACCGCAACCAGCAAACUUCAGAAGCACCUACUAAACAAUUUAAAUGAUAACAGAUCAAAUAUGUAUACAAUGAAGAUAUCUAGUAAUAGUGCUCAAUAGUUUUUAAGUGAUUAAGCAAACCCAUUUACAUAUAUAUGGGAGCUUGUUUUUCAAAAUAUACUUAUAUUGCGGUCAAUAAAAUGCAUGUGAGCAAAUUAAGAACAUAAU